This is a messenger RNA of Pangasianodon hypophthalmus (striped catfish), 3479 nucleotides long. RefSeq names its product calmodulin-lysine N-methyltransferase (gene camkmt). The transcript has 11 exons. Gene Ontology annotation, molecular function: calmodulin-lysine N-methyltransferase activity. Gene Ontology annotation, cellular component: cytoplasm. Bases 186 to 1184 code for a protein of 332 amino acids. Lineage: Eukaryota; Metazoa; Chordata; Actinopteri; Siluriformes; Pangasiidae. The record is from RefSeq and is a predicted model, not a curated record.
AUGCGGAAGUAGCGCGCUUCAUGGGCUGGCUACGGGGUGCCUUGGUUACCGGCAAAUUGUGACAGUUUAUUUAUAACUCAUUGUGUGUGUUUUUGUACAAUAUAAGCAGUUGUAAACGAUAAUAUUAGUGCAGUUAGGGUAUUCACUCUACAGACACUGUAUUUUAUUGGGUAUUUAAGUGAGAAAUGGAGUCAAAGCCAACAGGUAGCCCGGGAAUGACAGAAUUCAAAGAUGCUCCAUUGCCGGAAAUGCAUGUAAACAAGCACCAGGCUCCGGAUUCACACUGUGGCACGGACGCAGCUCGCGCCAGGUGGACAAUUCUCCGACAGGUAUUGAGACAGAAGCAGCUCGAUAGUAUCAAGGUUCAGCCAGUAUCAGUUCGCAGGUUCUCCUCCUUCAACCUGUUCUCCAGGACAGAGGUUCCCUCACUGGAGAGCGAUGGCCCAUCUGAUGGCCGGUGGAUUGAGUACAGAAGUGCCUGCUUUCCCCAGUACAGUGCCUUAAUCAGAGACAGCCAUGGGCCGAUUAAAAUGGAGGAGGUGCUCAGCAGCUUUGACAACACCGGAAACGUCUGUGUUUGGCCCUCUGAAGAGGUGAUGGCCUACUACUGUCUGAAGAAUCGCCAUAUGUUUACGGGUUCCUCUGUGUGUGAAUUAGGUGGAGGGAUGACAUGUCUUGCUGGGCUCAUGAUUGCCGUUUGCGCUGAUGUGAAGGAAGUGCUGCUAUCUGAUGGUAAUGAGAAGGCCAUCGAGAAUGUGCGUGGGGUUAUCGAGAGGAAUAGACGAGCCGGACUGUUCACCUGCACUGAUGUGUCCAGCAGGGUGGUGAGAUGGGACAGUGAGCGGGACGUGUCCACGAUGGAGGGCCGCUUCGACGUGGUCAUGUGUGCUGAUUGCCUGUUUCUCGACCAGUACAGAGCCUGCCUGGUUGAUGCUCUAAGGAGAUUACUGCGGCCUGAUGGCACAGCAUUGGUGUUUGCCCCUACGAGGGGAGACACACUGACAGAAUUCUGUAGACUGGCAGAAAGAGCAGGACUCCUAGUGUGUCGCUAUGACAACUACGACUCAAUCAUAUGGGACCUGCAUAUAAAGAUGAAAAGAGAGGGAAAGGAGGCAUAUGACGAGAACAUCCACUAUCCUGUGCUGCUCACCCUCACCCACAUACCCAGUCCACGCCUGCUGUGAACCUGGCAGACCUCCGCUGUGCCACCCCCUGGCUCUGCCACUGUGAUACCCAGGGUUUACUCAACCUAGCCUUUCUCACUCUUUUAUCCAUAAUGCUUUUAAAACACACAGUAUGUGUCGGAGUGUGUGGGAUUCAGCUGCUGUGUGAACUCAUGCCUGACCUUGUUACUGUGCAAUAAGAAGUGUGUAAAACAGAGGCAAGGCCACACGGAGCACAGCCGUCUUCCUGAGAACUGUGUGUACUGAAAAUAGCUUAACUGUAAUAUUUUUAUAUGUUGCAGUGAAUAUUGCUAUUUUGAACAGGCACCUGAUGGAUGGGUGGGUGCUUAAUGGCAUGGCUUAUUGCAUAAUAGUUGGCCUAAUUAUGCACUUCAUGCAUAAAUCAAUCUAAUGCUACUGUGCAUAAUCACUAGUUUAUUCCAUUCAUCAUUUAGCACUGGACAAGGAAAGAAAAUAAAUGUUAGGCGACCUGGGAAAACCCUUCACAUGGUGAAAUCUUUACUAUAUAUUGUUCUGAAACCUACAGGCUUUCCUAAACAUUUAAAGAUUACAUUCCAACUGCAUUGCGGAUAAACCCGGAAAUUCACUGUGCAAGGAAUUCACACUUAGCUAGACAGAGUGCAUGUUUUUCUACAGCUUUUGUUAAACUGGUUCCUUCCCAACAUAAUGUUUGCAGGAAGUUGUCCUACGCAUGAUUAAAAAGUAAAUAAAAACAUAGUGGAUUUAUAACACAUUCAUAAGCACUGCAUAAAUAUUUUACAGAGUGUUGCUGGAGAAGUUAUGAAGGGCUUAUGCCAAUAUGUGCAAGAUGACAUUGGAGGUUUUAUGUAACUUUGUCUUUACAUGGAAAUAUAACUCUGUGUUCCAAUAAGAAGUAGAUACUGUAAUAAAGUAUUGGUAAAAAUGUGUCCAUCUGCCAUUGUACCAUUUGUCAGAUGUACUUAUGAGGUAUCUACUUGAUAUAGGAGCAUGGACUUGAAUGCUCAGUCCAUUUGUAUUGAAAUGAUUGAGGAGCCCCAUUUUGCUACAGCUUAUUAUUUAUGAAGCUCAUGUGCCAGCUACAUAAAUAAUUUUAAUGCCCACAAACUAUAAUAUUAAUGAAUAAAUUUAUAACACUUUCAUGAAGCACUGUGUGCACCAAAUUUCCUGAAUGUGCUGUUAGUAAAAACAAGCUAGUAACUGGCAAGAUAUGGAUGAAAAAAAUUACACUAACUCAGUUUCUUGAUCCAUCAACUCCUAAUGAUAAUCGAUGGCUGUUGUUGUGCUCGCUUCUCUCUUCGUAAAGACAAAGUUGUAUAAAACCUCUGAUAUCAUCUUACUCUCUAUGACAUAAGCCUUUCAUAAAUUCUCCAGCAAUGCUUUAUAAAAUAUUUAUGCCAUGCUUAUGAAUGUGUUAUAAAGGUACUAUGUAGGUACCCUUCAAAUAAAGUGUCAACAAAUAGGUUUAUGGUUGAGGUUUCAAAGUAUGUUGUAGGUAGAAAAACCUAAUUUUGUCCAAAAUCCAUUUUUUCUCUUUGUCUUUUUUUUGGCUGUUUACCAGAAUUCAGCCGCAGCUACAUCUGACAGGUUUUUACCAGGCCGCCACAUAUAUAUUUGGAGAACUGAAUAUCACUUGCUUCACUGUGACUCACUCUCGCUGCUCAUCUUUAAGUAAGACUUUAAGUGAGAAUAUCAUGUGCCAAACCAUCCUAUCUGUCCGCAGACCUCACAGAGUUACAUAGCUUACAAGAAAGACCUUUACCACUGUUCUGGAUUGCUGUGUGUUAUAUGGAUAUGUUCAGCCUGACAUUAACCUGUGUGCAAAUGAGGAAAUGCAGUAUGAAUUACAGGCUCUUCCACUAUAUGGUCUAGCCAGCCUUUCAAAUGAAGUAUUCCAGGGGAAGUAUCUGUGUUAAGUAAGGACUCAGUAUAAAAAUAGGGGAGGGGGGUUGUUUGGAAGUUUUUCCAGUGAUCUGAAUAAUAAACUUUUUUUGACUGCCAUAUUAUUACCUUGAAUUCAAACUGUAUACAGACUGUAUGUCAAUUAAGGAAUAACAUAACAUAUCAGGAUAUUAAGUAUUAUCAUAAAGUAUUUCAUGUUCAGAGGUUUUGCCCACUGUAAAAGCCGUUCAACUGUUCAUACUGAGCUGAGAAAUCAUUCACUUGACAUCAGAGCUGCAAUUGUUUGAGUUAUUUGAUCAUCUUGUUUUUCUGGGCUUCGUGUUUCUGCACUGUGACUGAUGAGUCUAAAGUGAUUGUUUUACACUAAUGGAGCAGGUGCUUGUAAUGACUGUGAUUAAAUCAUUAUUUGAAACA